AUGAGCAGCGAAAAUGGAUCCGAACACAGUGCCAACGCCUCAUCCGUGAUUUCUAUAUCACCCGCGUUUCUUACCUCUAACGACUUGAUCUCGGAACUCUGCAAGGACCAGGGCGGGGACAUUAUUAAACUGCACCUUGUGCGGGGACGAGACAUAUUUAAGAUACCAUCAAUACAUUGGCACCGCCGUGCUUGCCUCAAAAAACGCGAUGAUGGUGGCUCUGGGCUAUUCAGAGGAGGCACGGAAAGUUGCCAGACGACCUUGUCGAGAAAAUCCGUGCCCAUAGAGGCCCAGACCACCAAUCCAUUUCGGACAGGCAUCUACUUUGUCUGUGACGGCGUCUCACUGUCUCAAAAUAUAACAAUACAAGCUACAAUAUUAGUAUUCAAGACAAUGGAUGGGAACAAGAGUGGCCCAGAAAUAUACCCAGACAGCCCGAUGCCAAGUUACCACCCACCUUCGCCUGGACCCGAUAUAGGCACCACCAUGCUUGCCUCAAAAAACGCGGUGGAAACGAUAGUGGUUCUGGACUAUUCAGAGGAGGCAUGGAAAGUUGCAAGGGAGGCACCGUGCACAGUCCUCCUCUGCACGCUAGACGACCUUGUCGAGAAAAUCCGUGCCCAUAGAGGUCCAGACCACCAUUCAGGAAACCGAUCCGUUAGCAGCAGAGCAACUAGUCCAAUACCUCAUAGACCAAUUAAUCGGACUUACUAA
Paraglomus brasilianum is the source of this 714-nucleotide messenger RNA. NCBI's taxonomy places the organism in Eukaryota, Fungi, Glomeromycota, Glomeromycetes, Paraglomerales, Paraglomeraceae. The record is from the annotation of a GenBank genome assembly.